Letharia columbiana is the source of this 978-nucleotide messenger RNA. RefSeq lists its product as uncharacterized. The transcript has 3 exons. The record is from RefSeq and is a predicted model, not a curated record. Lineage: Eukaryota; Fungi; Ascomycota; Lecanoromycetes; Lecanorales; Parmeliaceae. Bases 1 to 978 code for a protein of 325 amino acids.
AUGCAAAUAGCCCAGAAAGGCCCCCAAGCGCUAGAAAAAUUCCCAUAUCUAAGCGACAUGCCCUGGAGUGAAAAUGAAGCCUAUAUAGGUGUGGGUGGGAGGGAGAACAAUGAUAUGGCUCUGAAAGAGAACAAUUCGAAUGAAGAGCCCACUACUGGUGCAGUGGCCAUACAAAUAUCCCACUGUUGCGCAGAAGGCGGAGACGCGCGGGGAGAUUCCCAGCUCGCCCACCUUGUCCAACAAGCAUUUGUUGGAUCAAACUCUUCUACCACCUCCCCCUCUGGAGGCUCACACACCUCAACUAUUAAAUGUGAUCGGGAGCCUUACGAUGUGUUCAGUGAGUGUGUCGGUAGACUCUGCCAAAAGCUAUGGCCUCCAGAGAAAUCCAUCAAGCUUCGUAUCCUGAAGAGUAAAGCUGCCGCCCGAUUGCGCACGAAUAGUUUCUGCGGCUCUCUUGUCCCCUCGCUACAAAUCCCACUGAUAGAGCGGCUCCCGGGGGGCGAUUACAACCGCAUCACGGGUAUAAUAUUACCCUCAUCAUACAGCGUGGACAGUCGCAGGCUGAUCCUUCGAGUACCACGAGAGAAGACAUCCAGACCUGACCGGGAAGUGGCCACUUUGAACUAUGUGCGCGAGAGGACGUCAAUACCUGUGGCCCAGGUUGCGGCGAAGGACUUCAGCCGUGACAACUCUCUGAAGAAACCAUACGAACUACAGCACCGCAUUCCCGGGACUGAUAUCAAUUUGGUAUGGAAUGAUCUCAGCUAUAGCCAGCCAUAUAGUGUCGCUCGCAAGUUGGGCGGUGUAAAUCAGAUAGCUUUUGUCGUGAGGGAGUUCAUAACUGCAUACGUAGUCACAGAAAAAGAGUCAGAAAAGCUGCUGAUCGUUCCAUUCGAACUAGGGGGGAGGGAUGGUUAUGGUGAGCUUCUUGAAGGCCCGGACGCCAAGAAACUUGUUCGCAUUCAAGCUCUGCCGUAG